AUGAUCAACAGAAGUUUAAGAGUGUUUGCAAGGAGAAUAGGACCUCUCUCGAAGUCUGCUGUUGCAUAUCGAGCAAUUUCUUGCAACAGGGUCGCCAUUCCCUCGCAAGUUAACAGUAUGCGUUUUUCAUCAUCGGAUCUGAAAAAUGGCAAUUCUAAUACAGCAUCGAUAAAAGUUGAUGAUCCACAACUUAUGAUCGCAUUUACAUGUAAAAAAUGUGAUACCAGAUCGUCUCAUACGUUUUCAAAGCAAUCCUACCAAAAAGGAACCGUAUUGAUUCAGUGUCCAGGGUGCAAAAACCGUCAUUUAAUAGCAGACAACUUGAAAAUAUUUAAAGACAACAAGUUCAGUUUAGAGGAAGUACUCAAGGCUAAAGGAGAGUCUGUAGCUACUGGAACCGAAGAUUUAGCGUUUAAUGAUAUUCCAGAAAGUUUAAGAGAGACGAUCGGCCAUCAUGCCAAAGAUGCUCCAGAGGAAUACAAGAAAAAAAUACUUGGUACGAGCGAAGGUGAUAAUCCUGAAAUACCAAGUAUUUCUGAUAAGAAGGUAUAG
This is a messenger RNA of Debaryomyces hansenii CBS767, 552 nucleotides long. RefSeq lists its product as uncharacterized. The transcript has a single exon. Gene Ontology annotation, biological process: protein import into mitochondrial matrix; protein folding; protein stabilization. Gene Ontology annotation, cellular component: mitochondrion. Bases 1 to 552 code for a protein of 183 amino acids. The record is from RefSeq and is a predicted model, not a curated record. Gene Ontology annotation, molecular function: zinc ion binding; protein-folding chaperone binding. NCBI's taxonomy places the organism in Eukaryota, Fungi, Ascomycota, Pichiomycetes, Serinales, Debaryomycetaceae.